CAGGGGCCCCCCCAGCAGGGGGACUGCGCCUGGAAGCUGUAAUGGAGGCCCUGCAGAGGCAGCAGGCAGCUCGGCUGGCCCAAGGGGUGGGUCCAUUGGCCCCUCCUCACCCUCCACUGCCACCAAGGCCUCCCCUGCCUGGCCCCCGGACCCUGAAGGCUCCUGAGGGGGCCUUGGGUGAGGUUGGGGCUGAGGAAGAGGAGGAUGCUGAAGAGGAUGAGGAAGAGGAGGAAGCUGGAACAGAGGAGGAGGUGGCUGAGGAGAGUUGUCCAGGGGCCCGGGGCCCCAGCUCACCUACCGCCCAGCCUCCUGGACCCCAUCCCCAUGAGUGGACCUAUGAGGAACAGUUCAAGCAGCUGUAUGAGCUUGAUGCAGACCCCAAGAGGAAGGAAUUUCUGGAUGACCUGUUUAGCUUCAUGCAGAAGAGGGGGACACCAGUGAACCGCGUGCCCAUUAUGGCGAAGCAGGUGCUGGAUCUCUAUGCGCUGUUUCGCCUGGUGACAGCUAAGGGCGGUCUGGUGGAAGUCAUCAACCGAAAGGUGUGGCGGGAAGUCACGCGCGGCCUCAGUUUGCCCACCACCAUCACCUCCGCAGCCUUCACUCUUCGCACCCAGUACAUGAAGUACCUGUACCCAUAUGAAUGCGAGACGCAGGCGCUCAGCUCCCCGGGAGAGCUUCAGGCGGCCAUAGACAGCAAUCGGCGCGAGGGCCGGCGCCAGGCUUACACCGGCGCGCCGCACUUCGGCUUGGCGGGCCCGCCCCCUCGGGCUGCUGCGGGCCCCGCCUCUGGCCCUGGCUCUGCCCGACCUGCCCUCCCGGCCGGCACCGCCCUUGUCCCUAGCUCUGCGGCAGGCCUGCCAGUACACGCGUGCGCCCAGCUGAGCCCGAGCCCUAUUAAGAAAGAGGAAAGCGGAAUUCCCACCCAUCGUCUGGCACUACCUGUGGGCCUUACCUUGGGACCUGUACGGAAGAAGAUGGCACCAGAGGAGCCUCCAGAGAAGAGAGCUGUGCUCAUGGGCCCCAUGGACCCAUCUCGACCUGGUGCACCCCCUAGUUUCCUAUCCCGUGCCAAGAUUCCCCUGAGGGAAGAGCAGCUGGAUGAGCCCCUCAAUCUGGCAGGCAGUGGCAUCAGCAGUAUCAACAUGGCACUAGAGAUCAACGGGGUGGUCUACACUGGCAUCCUCUUUGCCCGUCGCCAGCCUGUAACAGCUUCCCAGGGUCCAACCAACCCUGCACCCCCACCCUCUACAGGGCCCCCUGCCAACCCCUUGCCCUGAGAGCUCCUACUGAGAACUAAGUCAGCCCCAUUUCUAGGGGGCAGGGAGCACCUUCUCACCUGAUUCUUUCAAGAUGCCCACUCUGGGACCCAACCCUGAUUGUUACUGCACCCACCUCCCUGCUAAAGAUUUUACUUUGAUGUUUUAUCUACCUCAUUGUAAAAGGAGGGUACCUCCUCCCUGGCCAAUUCCAGCAGCAUCUACCAAAGAAUUCUUUCCCAAGCCACUCUUAUCAUCUCCUCAUAUGCCCCCUGUGUCAAUGUCAUCUAUGGCACCCUACUUUUUUGAGCCAACCCUGUUUCCCUUCAGGAGCCAGGUGGCAGGUUGGAGUGUUAUGAAGGAGAUAUCCCUUGGGUCACAUUUGGAAAAUAAAGUUGUGAUCCCUUCCUC
This is a messenger RNA of Heterocephalus glaber (naked mole-rat), 1667 nucleotides long. It is a transcript of the gene Arid3c, whose product is annotated as AT-rich interaction domain 3C. Gene Ontology annotation, cellular component: nucleus. Gene Ontology annotation, biological process: regulation of transcription by RNA polymerase II. Lineage: Eukaryota; Metazoa; Chordata; Mammalia; Rodentia; Bathyergidae. Gene Ontology annotation, molecular function: DNA binding. The record is from RefSeq and is a predicted model, not a curated record.